Messenger RNA from Phascolarctos cinereus (koala), 626 nucleotides. The record is from RefSeq and is a predicted model, not a curated record. NCBI's taxonomy places the organism in Eukaryota, Metazoa, Chordata, Mammalia, Diprotodontia, Phascolarctidae.
AAUCUACAUUUGAAGAGAAGAGCUUCCCAGGGACCCUCAUUUCUGUGCUUUCCAUUAAAGUGGUCCUGGCAAAGGGAAUUCCACCGGGCGCGUGGCCGACUUGAGAUGGUGCGGCUGUCGGAGCGCUCCCUGCGGCAGGAGAAGGAGUUCAUUCUAGAUGGGGUGGCGUUGAGCUCCAUUGCCAGCUCCUACGAACGCACCUUGCCCAAGCUCUGGUCUGCUCUACCUCCUUAUAACGCACAGCUGGACGUUCACGCCCGUUCCUACUUCCAAUCUCCUGUGGUCCAGUCCGUGUUGCGAAAAACGGACCAGCCGGUGACUUGUUUACCCAGUAAAAGAUGCCACCCCUGGCAGAGAGGGAAAGGCCUGGGAAUCCAAGCAGAAGAACUUGCUCAGCACAUCCAGGAGGAGCCACAGAAGGACACCAAGAGAAUGAAUGGAGGACAUCAAGGUUCUGAAGCCAGGGGUUUGAAUUGCUUUGGCCACGUCUGUAGUUGUGUUCUUCUCUACUAGAAAAAAUCGGUAUCAGAAGGGGACCAUCUACAUUAGAUCUUCAAAUGUGGAUGUGAGGGCUAUCCCAGAGGAGAUGCUUUUAUCUUUGUCCUUACUGUAUUCCUUCAAUAAAA